This is a messenger RNA of Homalodisca vitripennis (glassy-winged sharpshooter), 828 nucleotides long. RefSeq names its product cuticle protein 21-like. Gene Ontology annotation, cellular component: extracellular matrix. NCBI's taxonomy places the organism in Eukaryota, Metazoa, Arthropoda, Insecta, Hemiptera, Cicadellidae. The transcript has 2 exons. Bases 92 to 709 code for a protein of 205 amino acids. The record is from RefSeq and is a predicted model, not a curated record.
AGGUCACGGGUGUGGCAAGGUCCUUUACUGACUUAUAUACUCUGGGUGGCAGGGGACUCUUCACACUUUGGUCAUCACUUCACUGAUCAACAUGGCAUUCAAGCUUUUCCUCUUCGCCGCCUUCGUGGCCGCCGCCCGUGCCGGAGUCAUCGGCGCCCCUGCCGUCCUCGCCCCUGCUGGCCCCGCCUACGCCGCCCAUGCCUACGCCGCCCCUGCCUACGCCGCCCCCGCCUACGCUUCUCCCUAUGUUGCUCACGCUCCCGUCGUCGCUAAGGUCGCCGCUCCCGUGGCUUACGCCGCCCACGGCCCCGUUGUCGCUGCCCCAGUGGUCGCUAAGGCCUACGCCGCCGCCCCCGCUGACGAGUACGAUCCCCAUCCCCAGUACAGCUACGCCUACGACAUCAAGGACGCUCUGACCGGAGACUCCAAGAGCCAGCACGAGAGCCGCGACGGAGACGUCGUCCAGGGAUCCUACAGCCUGGUCGAGCCUGACGGUUCCGUCCGUACCGUCGACUACACCGCCGACCCCGUCAACGGAUUCAACGCCGUCGUCCACAAGACCGCCGGAGUCGUCGCCGCCCCCGUCGUCGCCAAGGUUGCUGCCCCCGUGGCUUACGCCGCCCACGCUCCCGUCGUCGCCGCCCCCGUGGCUUACGCCGCCCACGCUCCCGUCGUCGCCAAGGCCGUCGCCCCUGCCUACUACGGUUAACUUUCCCCUCUUCUAUUGAGAAUGCCAUGAUCUGCAGACCAUCUUUGCAGAGUGUCUAGUCUCAUCUUCUAAAUUAUUGAAACGUUUAAAUAAAAAUAGCAAAACGUCAACAGAACAAA